Molecule: messenger RNA, 2766 nt
Organism: Physeter macrocephalus (sperm whale)
Lineage: Eukaryota; Metazoa; Chordata; Mammalia; Artiodactyla; Physeteridae
Product: dynein axonemal heavy chain 1-like
Exons: 15
Coding region: 1-2766 (921 amino acids)
Biological process (GO): microtubule-based movement
Cellular component (GO): dynein complex
Molecular function (GO): dynein intermediate chain binding; dynein light intermediate chain binding; minus-end-directed microtubule motor activity
Source: RefSeq, a predicted model, not a curated record
AUGUCCCCUGCCCCUGGCAGUGGCCUAGAGGACCAGCUGCUGGGCCAGGUAGUGGCUGAGGAGCGGCCUGACCUUGAGGAAGCCAAGAACCAGCUGAUUGUCAAUAAUGCCAAGAUGCACCAGGAGCUGAAGGACAUUGAAGACCAGAUCCUGUACCGGCUUAGCUCCUCUGAGGGCAAUCCUGUGGAUGACAUGGAGCUCAUCAAGGUGCUGGAGGCUUCCAAGAUGAAGGCUGCUGAGAUCCAGGCCAAGGUCAGGAUUGCAGAGCAGACAGAGAAGGACAUUGACCUCACACGCAUGGAGUACAUUCCCGUGGCCAUCCGCACCCAGAUCCUCUUCUUCUGCGUGUCUGACUUGGCCAACGUGGACCCCAUGUACCAGUACUCCCUCGAGUGGUUUCUCAACAUCUUCCUCUCAGGCAUCGCCAACUCAGAGAGGGCAGACAACCUAAAGAAGCGCAUCGCCAACAUCAACCGCUACCUGACCUACAACCUCUACAGCAAUGUCUGCCGCAGCCUCUUUGAGAAGCACAAGCUGAUGUUCGCCUUCCUGUUGUGUGCCCGCAUCAUGAUGAACCAGGGCAAGAUCGACCAGAGCGAGUGGCACUACCUCCUGUCCGGGGGCUCUGUCCCUGUCAUGAGUGAGAACCCUGCCCCGGACUGGCUGUCACACCGGGCCUGGCGAGACAUCCUGGCACUCUCCAACCUGCCGGCCUUCUCCUCCUUCGCCCUUGACUUCGUGAAGCAUCUAUCGGAAUUCCAGGCCAUCUUUGAUAGCCCUGAGCCCCACCGGGAGCCCUUGCCUGGCAUCUGGGACCAGUACCUGGACCAGUUCCAGAAGCUGCUGGUCCUCCGCUGCCUACGUGGGGACAAGGUUACCAAUGCCAUGCAGGACUUCGUGGCCACCAACCUGGAGCCACGCUUCAUUGAGCCCCAGACAGCCAACCUGUCAUUGGUGUUCAAAGACUCCAACUCCACCACGCCCCUCAUCUUCGUGCUAUCGCCUGGCACUGACCCGGCUGCCGACCUCUACAAGUUUGCCGAAGAAAUGAAGUUCUCCAAGAAGCUCUCUGCCAUCUCCCUGGGCCAGGGCCAGGGCCCUCAGGCGGAAGCCAUGAUGCGCAGCUCCAUAGAGAGGGGCAAGUGGGUCUUCUUUCAGAACUGCCACCUGGCACCGAGCUGGAUGCCAGUCUUGGAGCGCCUCAUUGAGCACAUCAAUCCCGACAAGGUGCACCGGGACUUCCGCCUGUGGCUCACCAGCCUGCCCAGCAACAAGUUCCCAGUGUCCAUCCUACAGAACGGCUCCAAGAUGACCAUUGAGCCGCCACGCGGGGUCAAGGCCAACCUGCUCAGGUCUUACAGCAGCCUCAGCGAUGACUUCCUCAACUCCUGUCACAAGGUGAUGGAGUUCAAGUCCUUGCUGCUGUCUCUGUGUUUGUUCCAUGGGAAUGCCCUGGAGCGUCGUAAGUUUGGGCCCCUGGGCUUCAACAUCCCCUACGAGUUCACGGACGGGGACCUGCGCAUCUGCAUCAGCCAGCUCAAGAUGUUCCUGGACGAGUAUGACCACAUCCCCUACAAGGUCCUCAAGUACACGGCAGGGGAGAUCAACUACGGGGGCCGCGUCACUGACGACUGGGACCGCCGCUGCGUCAUGAACAUCCUGGAGGACUUCUACAGCCCCGCUGUGCUCUUCCCCGAGCACAGCUACAGUGCCUCGGGCGUCUACCACCAGAUCCAACCCACCUACGACCUCAACGGCUACCUCUCCUACAUCAAAAGCCUUCCACUCAACGACAUGCCUGAGAUCUUUGGCCUGCAUGACAAUGCCAAUAUCACCUGUGCCCAGAAUGAGACCUACACCCUGCUUGGCACCAUCGUCCAGCUGCAACCCAAAUCAUCCUCUGCAGGCGGCCAGCGCCGGGAGGAGAUAGUGGAGGAUGUGGCCCAGAACAUUCUGCAUAAGGUGCCUGAGCCCAUCAGCUUGCAGCGGGUGAUGACCAAGUACCCUGUGCUGUAUGAGGAGUCAAUGAACACGGUGCUAGUACAGGAGGUCACUCGGUACAACCGGCUGCUGCAAGUGAUCACACAGACGCUGAGAGACCUGCUCACGGCACUCAAGGGGCUGGUGGUGAUGUCCUUGCAGCUGGAGCUGAUGGCUGCCAGCCUAUACAACAACACUGUGCCCGAGCUCUGGAAUGCCAAAGCCUACCCAUCACUCAAGCCACUGUCCUUAUGGGUCAUGGACCUGCUGCAGCGCCUGGACUUCCUGCAGACCUGGAUCUCCAAGGGCAUCCCAGCCGUCUUCUGGAUCAGCGGCUUCUUCUUCCCCCAGGCUUUCCUGACAGGCACCCUGCAAAAUUAUGCCCGCAAGUCUAUCAUCUCCAUUGACACCAUCUCCUUCGAUUUCAAGGUGAUGCGCCAGUCAGUAUCAGAGCUCAAGACAAGACCCAAAGAGGGGUGCUUCAUCCAUGGACUGUUCCUGGAAGGUGCCCGAUGGGACCCUCUGGCCUUCCAGCUGGCUGAGUCUCGGCCCAAGGAGCUAUACACAGAGAUGGCCGUUAUCUGGCUCCUGCCAACGCCCAACCGCAAGGUCCAGAACCAGGACUUCUACCUGUGCCCCAUCUACAAGACACUGACGCGUGCUGGAACACUAUCAACCACAGGCCACUCCUCAAACUACGUCACUGCUGUGGAGAUCCCCACCGACCAGCCCCAGCGACACUGGGUAAAGCGUGGUGUGGCCCUCAUCUGUGCCCUGGACUACUAG